Molecule: messenger RNA, 1454 nt
Organism: Pseudophryne corroboree (corroboree frog)
Lineage: Eukaryota; Metazoa; Chordata; Amphibia; Anura; Myobatrachidae
Gene: UBE2E2
Product: ubiquitin conjugating enzyme E2 E2
Exons: 6
Coding region: 36-704 (222 amino acids)
Biological process (GO): ISG15-protein conjugation; protein K48-linked ubiquitination
Cellular component (GO): nucleus
Molecular function (GO): ISG15 transferase activity; ubiquitin conjugating enzyme activity
Source: RefSeq, a predicted model, not a curated record
GAGACUUGCCCGCGCAUGCGCCGUUCGCUGCUGGGAUGCGCCGGGAAGUCUCGCGUCCCCAGCAGCGAACGGUGGUGUCGGUGAGCACGAACUUCAAAAUGUCAACUGAAGGUCAAAGGGUAGAUGACAGUCCAAGUACUAGUGGAGGUAGCUCUGAUGGAGACCAGCGGGAAGGGGUACAAAACGAGCAAGAGCGGGAGAAAGUCCAGCCGAAGAAGAAAGAAGGGAAGAUAUCCAGCAAAACUGCUGCCAAACUGUCAACUAGUGCCAAAAGAAUUCAAAAAGAACUUGCAGAGAUAACACUGGAUCCGCCUCCAAACUGCAGUGCUGGACCCAAAGGAGAUAACAUAUAUGAAUGGCGGUCGACUAUACUAGGUCCCCCUGGUUCUGUGUAUGAAGGAGGUGUUUUUUUCCUAGAUAUAACAUUCUCACCAGACUAUCCUUUCAAACCACCAAAGGUGACAUUUCGAACAAGGAUUUACCACUGCAACAUUAACAGCCAAGGAGUGAUCUGCCUCGAUAUCCUGAAAGAUAACUGGAGCCCGGCACUAACCAUUUCUAAAGUACUCCUCUCCAUCUGCUCACUGCUCACAGAUUGCAACCCUGCUGACCCUCUUGUCGGAAGUAUCGCCACCCAGUACAUGACAAACAGAGCAGAGCAUGACAGAAUGGCCAGACAGUGGACCAAGAGAUAUGCCACAUAGGAUUUAUCACACUGGACCUGAGCAAGCACAUUCACUAAGUGCAUCAAUAGCUCUUUUCUUGACUUUUUAUUUUUACAUUUUGUGACAAAAUACUGUAUGUCCUUUUUUAUUAAGACUUUGUUAACUUGAAUUCCCCCCCAAAAUAUGUGGGGAUUUUAGUUUUUGUGUAAGAAUUGUUGAAUAUGUGAUAGGUUAGAGCUUUGUUUGAAAGCCUUGUAUCAAUAUUUGUGUUUGAUUUUUUUUUUAUGGAGAUGGGGGACUAUAAUUUAAUUUUCAGUUGCCUCAUCUCUGUUUCUUAGUGUUAGAUUUUAUUUUCUUUUAUUAUUUUUUUUAAAUAUUUGAUUUUUUUGUACCUAAAGUCUUUCAUGGUGGGUGCAUGCUUCAGGGAACAUUGUUUUAUAAAUAAUAUUAAAAGCAAGAAUCACUGUGCAUAACUAGACUCUGUUUCCCCCACUAAAGACUUUCUAAAUGAACAAAAGGGGUAUUUUGAGCUAUUUAAAAUUGCUUGUAAAUUACGUUAGCAGGAUGUGGAACCGUUGAUGUACACUUGUGUUAUAAAGCACUCAAUAAAAACACUGAAGAUUAUACAUAUUUCUUGCUAAGCCGAAUUGAGCGCAACAUACAGCUACAAAACCAUGGAUGGGUACAAGUAGAUAUCUUAAAGGGAAGCUGUUAUGAAGAAUAGUUCUUUGUGUAAUGUACAGUAGUGUCAUGCAGUACAAUGAAAAUAAAAGUGCCAGUUUUAUUUGC